This is a messenger RNA of Entrophospora candida, 1638 nucleotides long. NCBI's taxonomy places the organism in Eukaryota, Fungi, Glomeromycota, Glomeromycetes, Entrophosporales, Entrophosporaceae. The record is from the annotation of a GenBank genome assembly.
AUGACUAAGAAAAAGGAAGUUUAUAGAUGUUAUUCACUAGAAAAACCGAUAAAAAUUAACGGAAUUAGAUUCCAAGGAAUAGUUAUUAGUUCUCAUUAUGAACAAAAGCAUACUGAGAUAAAUGAUAAAUUGAUAUUAGAACUGGUUCAACAGUUGGAUAACAAAAUAUUUGAAUUAGAAAUUGUUUUCAAAGAAAAAAGUAUGAAAAAUAAUUUAAGUAAAAAAAAAUCCAAAUUGAUAAGUAAUCCUUUUCUAGAUGAUAAGGACAUAAUUGAAAAAUUAUCUGAUCCAAAUUACGAAGGAAAUCUCGGACUUCCGCUUAAUCCUACUCCUUUACAAGUGGCUAAAUAUAAUAUUUGUCAAAGUAUUCUUCAUUAUAAAUUUGAUAACGAAAUUUCAACCGAAAAACUGGCGAAACAAAUCCGAUUAAGUGUUCCAGAAACUAAGGAACUUCUUUUUUGUCAUAUUCAUAAAUUUACCCUAGACCGCUUAUUUUCUUAUGCUUCUAAUCUAACUAUCCCUUUACAGAUUAAGGAGACUAAGGAAAAAGUUAAACGGAAUAUUCUGCUUAGGAAAACUAGUGAACUAUGGGAAGAAACAAAAGAAAUAACAAAAUUAGUGGCAAAUUCACUAACUCUGCCGACUUACAAAACCGCUUUUUUGCCGAAGGAUUGUGAAAAACUAGCGGAAUUCUUCAAUAAUACUAAUAGUAUAGCCGAUGAUGUUAACGAAAUAAAAUUAUCAGCCAGUGAAGAGAUAUUCAAUCAGAAAAAGCAAGCACUAAUUGGUGAAAUCAAAAGUCUUAAUAGCAAAUGUAAUGUUACAAGCACUUAUUCAGUAGCAACCAAUCAAUUGAGUGAGGUAGAAAAGUUGACACCCAAGCAUCAAAAAGAACUUUUAGAACUAGAAAAACAAAUCCAAGAAUUGCAAAGUGCUUACGAUGAAAACAUUAGAAAAGCCAAUGACCCUAAUACUAGUGCAGAAGACAAAACCAAGUUUUUAUUGUUGGCUGAUGAAGCAGCAAAGAAAGCAAACUCGUUAAAAUCAAAAAUCAAAGCCAAUCCCUUAGCCGACUUAAGCCGUUUCAGUAAUUUAGAUGAUUUAACUAUUCUUAUAAAAGGAAAUGUUCCUAAAAAAUCACCUAGUUCAAACUGGAACGACGAAAGAAAUUCUUUUGAAGUUCAAAUUAAAAAAAUUCUUGAAAUUUUCUUUAAGGAAAAAAUAAUAUCUUCACCUGAAAACAGAAAUAAAUUUAAAAUCAGGUUCUACGGAGAAAAAGAACAAGGCAAACCAGACAUAUCAAUUAUUCUUAUAAAUAACGAAAAAGUCAAAAAAGAAAAUAUCGUUGCUCUGGAAAUAACUCAAGCCGACACUAGCCCUUACCUAAUUAAUAGAGGUUCUUUUCAUGAUUACUUAGAUGAUAAGAUAGAAAAAAGAGAUGAAAAAGAGGCAAAGAAAAAAAUAAAUGUUCUCCAAGACAUCCCUAACGAAGAGGAUAUUGAUGAGAUGGCAUUCUCGUAUUUUUUACUCAAAGAAAUCAAAAAAAUGUCUGAGGAAUUAAAAGUUAGUAAGAAAAAGUUUGAAUUUGAUUAUUUGAUAGUUAAGUUUUCACAGGCUACUCAAAAGACAGAAUCAUGA